Molecule: messenger RNA, 432 nt
Organism: Iphiclides podalirius (scarce swallowtail)
Lineage: Eukaryota; Metazoa; Arthropoda; Insecta; Lepidoptera; Papilionidae
Source: the annotation of a GenBank genome assembly
AUGAAGUUUCUGGCAGCAUUGGUCGUGAUGGGCGUGGUCUCCGCGGGUCGCUUAGAACAUCUCACGCAGCAGGGGGGCUUCGGCGGCUCCGGAACACCUUUCCAUUACGAGAAUGUCAACAAUGGUGACGGGAGUUAUCACUAUAGCUACGACACUCCUACCGGCAUAUCGGCGCACGAAAGCGGGGCACCGAGGGCACCCGGCCCCGAAGGGCCAGCCGUGACCGCCGAGGGCGGCUUCUCUUUUCGCACCGUCGACGGGCAACAGAUCUCGCUCACGUACACAGCAGACGAGAACGGCUUCCACCCCGUCGGCUCCCACCUGCCGACACCGCCGCCGAUCCCCGAAGCGAUACUGCGCUCCAUCGAGUAUAAUAGACAGCACCCUUCCUCUGACGACGGCUCCAAUGGCGGUCGCAAUGCCUACCGAUAC